UUAAUGUGUAAAUUUCAUUUUCAAUUCGUCUGUCAGGUCAGUUUAGAGUGAAGAGUAGAAUGUGAACGUAUACAUAGUUCGUGUUUAAAUAAUUUUUGUUUAGUGCGUUAUCAAUUAAGGUUAAAAAAUAAACGGGAUUAAAGUGGAGACAGUGGAAAUGGCAGAAAAGGAUCCAAAUAAUUUAGUUUAUUUUCGUUUUGUGCUGUGCAGAAAAUAUUUUUGAGGAGUUAUUAAUAAUAAACAAACCAAAAUGUCACAGUGCAAGAAGUUCGCCCCUAAUAUAUUCCAUAAGACAAAGUGCUCUAAUUGUUUCAAACAGAAGGAAGAACAUUCCGCAGAGGCAUUGGAAUGCAACCGGGCUAGUCGUUCCAUAGCCCGAAGCGGUUACCUGUUUGUCGCACCAGAUUGGGAUUUCUCGGUACCGCUCAACAGAACCAAGAGAUGGCAACGUCGAUGGUUUGUUCUAUACGACGACGGGGAAUUGAAUUAUUCUGUGGACGAACACCCUGAUACCGUCCCCCAAGGCUCUGUUGACAUGUGUAAAGUACUAGAAGUGACUGGUGCUGAACAGGUUACGGGCCAUCCUCACUCUCUUGCUCUUACGAGUCCCGACCGUGUGACUUUCGUUAAAGCGGCAAGUCGCGAAGAUGCCCGAUGGUGGGUAGAGUUGCUGGCGGUGUUUCCCCGUCGGCAUAAACGCAACGCGACGUUUCCAGGCGGUCGCGCAUCUCCUAGUCUUCCUCAACUGGGCAGAAGCGCUUCUCCGCAGCCACCUCGACCUCGCCAUCUAUCGGUGACGGGACCGAGUCCGCGUACUAACUUCGAAACACCACCUUUGAAGGAAGAGAGAGAGUCUCCUCCGAAAGAACAGGAUACUAAAGGACAAAUACCGCCACCUUCAAGUUGGACUCCUCCUGCAAGAACCAAUAGUCUUCCCAUCGAGGCUCCUAUCACUACAGCAGGAUAUUUACGACCUGAUUACAUAGUGAGUAGUGGUUCGCCACCGACUCGAGAUAAAUUACGGUGCGAGGAUAAAGCGAGGGCGCGAAAGGAUUGGAGGAACGAGAGGCUGCGGGAUAUAGCGACCGCACUCACCGAUCAGCACAGACCACUGCAAUCAGAAUCAUCCAGUCUGGCGUUGCCGGCCGAGGGUCUUCUUCACCUAAAAAAGGGUUGGUUAUGGCACAGACUUUCCGACUCCGAGUGGGUCCGUAGGUGGAUUGUUCUCUGCUGUCCGACACUUCAAAUAUACCAAGAUCAAGACGAACAAAGUACUCCAGAACUCACCAUCGAACUAUCUGCAGUAACGAAUUGUGUCGAGGUGACGACCAGUUCAAAAUACGGCUUUGAGAUUCAGUGGUCCGGUCCGGCUUUGGUGCUGAGCGCCGUUACGCACGGGAUAAGAUCCAACUGGCUGCAAGCGCUCAGAAAAGCUGCCAAUUUAAGUACGGAGGGAGUGGUUAUUGUGGAGAGCCCGAUAUCACCGACGACGCCGAGAUCACUACUUGCUUCUAGUGAUGAGGAGUAUAGGACUGCUUCAGAAGGAGGUCGAAGAGGCUCCGAGGACUGGAGUGAACUACCUCCUUCUCCUCCUUUGAAUCGGCUUUCGAUUAAUCGGGUAAAAGAUAGAGCUAGGCUGAGGCCGCGACUUCCAAGGUGCCAAUCGAGGUACUCCACCGUCGAUAGUACCUCAACCGAUGAACUAGAUUGUGCCAAAGAACCAGAUAAUGUACAGAUACAUAAUGCAUUUAACAGCAAACAGAACGACGAAAUGGUGGAACUUGAAAAGAAGUUGCAAAAGGCCGAGGAAGAGGUGCAGUUGUUAGAAGAAGAAAUUGCCAGGUUGAAGAAAUUGCAAUCGGAUGCAGCAAUUCGAGAGAAAAAAGCCAAGGAGAUGCUAUCAAACAUGGAAAAAACCGAAAUAGAAUUAAACCAAAGAAACUCACAAAUCGAAAUAAAUUUCUUGAAAGAGCAAAGAGUAUUACAAAGACGACUAUCUGAAACAGAAGAGACGGCAAAGAUGCACGAAGAAAAGUGUAAUCUACUUUCAAGAGAUUUACAAAAUAAACAACGCAUGAUAGUAAAUCUAAGGGACGAGUUGAUCACCUCAAACGAAAGGUUAAGUGAAGAAAAGGAAGAAAAUACGAAAUUAUUUUUGAGAAUCCAAGAACUAGAAGGCAGAUUUAAGUCAAAGAACUUUAAAACUGACUCUAUAUCGGAACUGACUAAUAUCAACUUAGACCUAGACAUAGACGAACUGAACCAAAACGAACUUAAAGAAUAUUGUCUCGAUUUGAAAAGUCGCUUCGAAAGGGCAAUAUUGGAAAUUCGGGCGAUGAAGAGAGCUUUGAGAGAAAGCGACGAGAACUGUGAUAGAUUAGAGGUGUCAAAUAAUCGAUUAAUGGAUUCGGUGGAAGUACAACAACAAGAGCACGAAGCUGAAGUCAAACUCUUGGUACAAAGGCUAGACCAUCUUACGACGAAGCUAGUAACUACGGAGAAACAGCUCAAAACUAAAUCGAAAACAGAGGCUAAAGAAAAAAGAAGGUCACUGUCACUUAAAGGUCGCGAAAGUUUUUCCAUUAACAAAGAAGUCGAAGAUAAAGUGACAGAAUUGGAAGCGAAAAUUUUAGCGCUGGAACGAGGAAAGACGCGUCGGAGGUACAAACGAGAUCGAAGCAACGAUCGAAGUUCACCGAUAGACGACAAAUCUCUAAGACGAUUAAGAAGAAAGAGCUUAGAUAGUGCUACCUCUUCAGAACCAAUGAAACUACUUAUGCGUUUAAGCUCAUUGGAAUCCAAAGUCACCAAUGUAGACGCUUCAAACGAGUCUUUAAAUACGCCACAGGGAAGUAUAUCGGAUCUGACCAAACCAAAAGAUGCAGUAAGCGAAAGCAAAAAUUUAGAUAUAGAUUUUUUACUCUCGACUGCAAAACUCAAAGUAAACGAAUGUUUAAACAGCAUAUAUAUGUUAAAGAGCAACAAGAAGAGAUCCUCGUCGCCUAGCUUAGAUAAACUUAUCUCAAUAGAGAACUGUUUAAAUGAGCUUCUUGAUAUUUUGAACAGGAGGGAUUGCUCUAUCAGUACCGGAGAAAUUGAGGUGAUCAAUACCUCUGCAGGAGCUGUGGUGAAGCAAUUGCAGAAUUUAUUACUAAGUAAAUUAACGAAUUUGGCAGAGAAGAAAAGACUGUUACAAGAGAACAAUAACUGGAACAGUAUUGCUCGACUACAAAUUCUAGCAGAAAAAGUAGCUUACGAGAAUAUAUUAAUUAGUAGAAUACAAGAAGCUCUCCUUUCACCAGUAACCGGAGAAGCAAUAUGUGAACGUCUUAUCAAUAAAGAAAUAAAAGAAACCGCCUACCUGAUUAUAGCUCUAGAGAAUAGAAUUAACGGCUCAAGUGAUAAGCAACCGACCUGUAAAACAAGUGCCGAAUACCUGUCAAAAAUAUUGGCGAAGUGUCUGGUUUCAGCUGCUCACGGAUUUAAAUCUUUUAAAAAUUUUAUAAAGACCAAAGGCUCAUCCAUUAACCUACUCUGUGAUGAAAAACGAAAUUUAGAUGCUCUUCUUAGUGCUUACAAAACCGAUAAGUUACCACAACUAGCAGAAACCUUAGCUGUAGAAACUAUCUGUUUAUCGUCGGAUCAGUCCUGUAGGAUAGAAUCCGUUACGGACGAGUUCAGCAAAACAGCCAGAGAUGUCGUUACCGCCGAACUUAUUCGUUCCGAAAUCCACCACGUACUCUUGAGAGCAGCACAGGUCUACCAAUCGAAUCUGGAUGCAGAUCAUGCGUUUUUCUUCAGCUUUUUCGCUUCUGAAAGAGCUGCAUUAGAAUUGUGGUCCGAUUCUGUUGGAGAUUGUUUAUUUGAAGAGGUUAACAAAAGCAUCACAGAGCUGACGGAGAUGUACCAGAAUAGUUUAAAUAAAUUGCUCAAGCAGAAUUGGAGGUGUAGGGUUGAAUCAGUACGAAAUACUCGAACUUCUACCACGAUGCUUCACGAUUAUGCCGAAAUUAUAGCUCACAAAUCACUCAUAGAUGCUAGAAUAGCAGUGCUCAGUGGUCAGUAUAUCCCUGAAGACUACAACGACUCGAGAAAUACCCUCGGUUGUUGGAUAGAAAACGAAAAAUAUUGGUCUCUCAUCGAAGACCAAUCCCUAGUACAGAUAAACCAAAGUUUAGAAGUCGAAUUCAAUUGUAUGGUAGACAAAUUUAGUCAAGAUUGUUAUGCUAUGUUAAGUCAACCGGAACUUGAGGAGAUUCUUGUUUAUUUAAAUGAGAUGUCUUCAAGAGUGACGGACCUACAGAAAUGUCUAGAUGUACCUGUUAACCGUGAAGAUGUUGCUUUAAGAACCUGGAGUGACGUCUGUCAGAUGUGCGUUAAUUUGAGAAAUAGUUUAGAAGAUAUUAGAAAAGCUAUGGAUGAAAACAGUUCAUUUAAAAAAUAUAACCUACUAGAAGAAGAAAGGCCAGUAUAUCUAAGAACUGAAUACUUGACUCAAGUAGAAAACCUGAGGACUGCGUACAGAAGAGCUUUAGCUACUUGUAAGGAUCGGCAUAAAGAAGAGGACAUGGAAAAAUUGCAACAAAUUUGUGAAAGGGUGCUGUCGGCCAUGGAACAGUGGCAUUUGAGGACAAUCCAUGAAUUGCGAGAGGCCCACGCUCAGGAAGUCGAUAUCCUUAAAGAGGAAAAGGAACAAGCUCUAGCUGAAGAAACUCAAGCAACGUUGGCAGCCUUAGAUGCCAUGAGGAAAGCUCACGUAGCUGAAGUCCAAAGAGAAGUUGCGAAAUUCAAACAAGAUUUCGUACGGCAACAACGAGAUAGUAUGUUCGAUUUAUCAGAACAAUUAUCUGUCAAGUCUCUAGAAGCGGCUGCUCUAGAAGAACAGUUGGGUACUGCGACAAGGCAAUUGGCGCAUGCUCAGCAACAUAUUUUAAAGCUCGAACGGAACCCCCAGAUUUCUUCUUUGCAGAACUGAUGGUGUGUAUCCGUAAAAACAAAUAAAUAUACUAGUCCUAACAAGCCUCAUAUACCAGUGUAGUUAGUACAAGUUUCACAGUUGUGUACAGAUAAUCGCACUCUUUAUUCAAUUUUAACCGUUGUUUUACCCCUUGAAUAUGUUUAUUUAUUAUUUUUACCUCAAAUACUGCUCUACUCCCAUAGUUGUACAAAAUAUUUUUUGCAUUAGUUAACAGUUUAUUGUUUAUAUGUGUUGGGUUUUACGGAAUGUUUAUAUCGAACAAAUAUAUAAAUUAUUAUUACUA
Diabrotica virgifera virgifera (western corn rootworm) is the source of this 5261-nucleotide messenger RNA. RefSeq names its product protein outspread (gene osp). Gene Ontology annotation, biological process: actin filament organization. Gene Ontology annotation, molecular function: actin filament binding. Gene Ontology annotation, cellular component: actin cytoskeleton. Bases 251 to 4975 code for a protein of 1574 amino acids. NCBI's taxonomy places the organism in Eukaryota, Metazoa, Arthropoda, Insecta, Coleoptera, Chrysomelidae. The record is from RefSeq and is a predicted model, not a curated record. The transcript has 14 exons.